Molecule: messenger RNA, 1092 nt
Organism: Ipomoea nil (Japanese morning glory)
Lineage: Eukaryota; Viridiplantae; Streptophyta; Magnoliopsida; Solanales; Convolvulaceae
Product: LEAF RUST 10 DISEASE-RESISTANCE LOCUS RECEPTOR-LIKE PROTEIN KINASE-like 2.1
Exons: 1
Coding region: 1-1092 (363 amino acids)
Molecular function (GO): polysaccharide binding
Source: RefSeq, a predicted model, not a curated record
AUGGAUUCCAAUCCUAGUCUUAAUUCAUUGCUCUCAAUCAUUAUAACCCUCAUCUUGGUCCAGGCGCCGGCGGCAACUUUCUGUCAAAAUAAUGAGUAUGUGAGCUGCGGUGACUCAUUCAGCUGCGCCAAUAUAGAAAACAUAGGCUACCCUUUCUGGGGAGGAAGCCGCCCGGCCUACUGCGGCCACCCGGCUUUUGAGCUGAACUGCAGUAAUGAGUUCCCAGAAAUCGCUAUCCGAUCAGUACAGUACAGAAUUUUCAAUAUUAGCAACCAGUCACAGACUGCCAAAAUUGCCAGAAAUGAUCUGUUAAACAAUAUAUGUCCCUGGCAUCCUCAAAACGCAUCCUUGGACUUCAACCUCUUCAACUACGUUCCCUCUGGCGAUCAGAACAUCAGUCUGUUCUACGGUUGCAGCACCGUCGAAAAGCCUGCUCUCAACUGCAGUGAACCCAAUAAUUCCACCUUCCUCUGCAACAACGAAAACCCUCCCCCCGUCGUUGAUCCAUCUCGUGAUUCUGGUCCAACUUCCCACCUCUUCAACUGCACUGAAUCGAAUGGCGGCAAUUCCAGCCAUUGCAAUAUCAUUAUUAAAAACCAAGCGUCCUUUGCUUCGAUUCCCCAUAUCUUCAACUGCAGUGAAGGCAAUUCCAGCUUCGGUGUGUAUGGCCUCGGAAUAGGAUCAUUGGACAAUGUAAGGUGCGGGAUUCGGGUCGUUGUUACUGUCACUCAAGGAGCUUUUGAGGCUUUAGGUAAUGCUUCAGAGGAGUUGAUAAGAACAUCCAUGGCGAGCGGUUUUGCUGUGGAGUGGAAAGUAAAUAAUAGCUUAUGCGAGGAGAGCAUGAGGUCAGGGGGACGAUGCGGCUCCAAUGCCAAUCUCAUUUCAACACAAUUUGUUUGCUACUGUGCCAAUCCAACUUUUUCAUCCACCUGCACCAACAUUCGCAGUCACACUAAUGGUGGUAACAAUGGUAUGCUCCCUGCCCUUUUCAUUGUCCUUAGCUUCCUUAUCUCUUUACUUACUCUUUCACCUCAGUAUAAAAAUUUCAUUAAUUUUGCAAAUUCAAAAGUUUCUCCAAUAGUCAGUCUGUGA